AGUGAUUGGAGGAGCCUCCUUCUGAGUGUUUGCUCGGCUAAGCAGGAAAGCCAAGAGCAGAGGCAAGGCUCCUCCCUUCCUAGGAAACGAAACCAUCAGCAGCCCGGGCUCAGCCGGCAGACAAAAGCUAACAGGUUCCAGAGCCAGCUCUGCCUCCCCUGCCUCUCCCGGCCCGCCGCGAGCAUCAUGGAAGACCUCAGAAAUAUCCCAGCCAGGCAUCUGGACAAGUUCAUCGAAGACAAUCUUCUGCCAAACACCUUUUUCCGCAUGCAGGUCAAACAAGCUGUCAACAUCAUCUGCAGCUUCCUGAAGGAGAGGUGUUUCCAAGGUGCUGAUCACCCUGUGCGGGUGUCAAAGGUUGUGAAGGGUGGCUCCUCAGGCAAAGGCACGGCCCUCAGAGGCCGAUCUGACGCUGACCUCGUUGUCUUCCUCGUCAAUCUCACAAGUUUUCAGGAGCAGUUAGAGCAGCGGAAAUACUUCAUCCAGGAAAUUAAGAGACAGUUGGUAGCCUGUCAAAGAGAGAAAACAUUUCGUGUGAAGUUUGAGGUCCAGAGUUCCUGGCUGAACCCCCGUGUGCUCAGCUUUGUGCUGACGCCCCCCGACUUCAAGGAGGGGGUGGAGUUUGACGUGCUCCCCGCCUUCGACGCCCUGCGACAAGUGACUGGAGGAUACAGACCUGAUCCCCAAAUCUACAUCCAGCUCAUCGAGGAGUGCACCAGACAGAACACAGAGGGCGAGUUCUCCACCUGCUUCACGGAGCUGCAGCGAGACUUCCUGAAGCAGCGUCCAACCAAGCUCAAGAGCCUCAUCCGCCUGGUCAAGUACUGGUACCAGAGGUGUAAGGAGAGGCUUGGGAAGCCAUUGCCACCACAGUAUGCUCUGGAGCUCCUGACAGUCUACGCUUGGGAACAAGGAAGCCAUCAAAAAGAAUUCAGCACAGCCCAGGGAUUUCGGACCGUCCUGGAAUUAGUCCUGAACUAUCAACAGCUUUGCAUCUGCUGGACAGUAUAUUACAACUUUGACAAUGACAUUAUUGGACAGUACCUGAAAAAUCAGCUCAGGAAAUCCAGGCCUGUCAUCCUGGACCCAGCCGACCCCACAGGAAAUGUAGGUGGGAAAGACCUAGAGGGCUGGCGGCGGUUGGCACAAGAGGCUAGAGCCUGGCUGAGUUAUCCGUGCUUUAGGAAUGGGGAUGGAUCUGCAGUGUGUUCCUGGGAUGUGCCGGUGACCUGUGCUCACGCAGAAGAGGACUGGAUAUGCAUCAUCCUCUGAACUCCAGUGCAACAAGGGGGAAGGGCCUCCAGAGUCUGGGGGCCAGCCCACCAGCUUCCACGUGGGCCCCUUGGUUCAGAGAGGGCAAAGGACUGCCCCAAGGUUACAGUGAGCUGGUAUCAGAUCAAGCACCAGAAUCCAGGUCUCCUGA
Molecule: messenger RNA, 1423 nt
Organism: Choloepus didactylus (southern two-toed sloth)
Lineage: Eukaryota; Metazoa; Chordata; Mammalia; Pilosa; Megalonychidae
Product: 2'-5'-oligoadenylate synthase 1-like
Exons: 6
Coding region: 187-1272 (361 amino acids)
Biological process (GO): negative regulation of viral genome replication; defense response to virus; regulation of ribonuclease activity
Cellular component (GO): nucleoplasm; cytosol; membrane
Molecular function (GO): 2'-5'-oligoadenylate synthetase activity; double-stranded RNA binding
Source: RefSeq, a predicted model, not a curated record